This is a messenger RNA of Sporisorium graminicola, 834 nucleotides long. RefSeq lists its product as uncharacterized. The record is from RefSeq and is a predicted model, not a curated record. NCBI's taxonomy places the organism in Eukaryota, Fungi, Basidiomycota, Ustilaginomycetes, Ustilaginales, Ustilaginaceae. The transcript has a single exon. Bases 1 to 834 code for a protein of 277 amino acids.
AUGCUGGAGCUCAGUCCCUUGGGUCCUUUGCCAUCGCCGAUCGAGGAGGAGCGCGAAAACGAUCGGUUCACUACAUCUACAAGACUGUCGAGGCAAUCAUCCACUAGCAAUCCCGGUACCGCUGCAAACGGCCGCAAAGUGCAGCGCCCAAGCGAUAUAAGGGCGACACGCGCGGACGCAGACGAUUUCCAGAACGCUCUAGACACCUCUCGACGAGCAGCACAGCGAUCUUCGGACUCGGCGACAUAUGCUCUGAGGUUGAAUGAAAGGCCGAUCUCCGCCGGCGGAGGAUACGAUGACCGUCAUGCUCUCAUCCCAGGUCGGCUUAACUUUGAUAGCGAAGAUGGUGGCGACCAAAGUGAGGAGGUAGCGGUCCCCGUGACAGCGGAAGAGCUGCGAGUCGACGAGCGCGACAAGUACUGGCGUUGUAUCGAACGUGGGAAAGCUGCGCUGCUCAAACUUUGUUCGGUGGCAUCAGCAGCAGCGACAGGGAGCGCGCCUCCAGAGAUCCGUGUGGUGGCGGCGAAGCCAAAUGGACACGAUCGGCGCGAGGGCUUCCAGGACUUUUACUGCCAGGCGCAGCACGAGCCCUUUGCUGCAUUCAGGGACGGAGGCGCCUUGCAAAUACCACAUCUCACCUCUACAGCGGCAGAUGCGACGCAGAUUGGUUGCUGGGCGGACGCUGACGUGUUUUUGCUUGUUCGGAGUGCGCCAUUUCUGUCCUUCAAGACCGUCGGUGGGUCCGACGGAGGCUGGUAUUGGACAGGCGAACUUCCUCGCGAGACGUUCCAUCCGCCUCUGCUCGCCAUUCCCUCCCAGAUCGCUCAGUCAUAG